Molecule: messenger RNA, 1848 nt
Organism: Cervus elaphus (red deer)
Lineage: Eukaryota; Metazoa; Chordata; Mammalia; Artiodactyla; Cervidae
Product: non-histone chromosomal protein HMG-17-like
Exons: 1
Coding region: 1480-1752 (90 amino acids)
Biological process (GO): chromatin organization
Cellular component (GO): chromatin; nucleus
Molecular function (GO): nucleosomal DNA binding
Source: RefSeq, a predicted model, not a curated record
GAAAAAACAAAUUUUUUUCUUUCUGUGGUCACAUGCUGGUGGUAGAGAAGGAAGAGAAAGGAAAAUAAUUUUACUUUAUUAUUAUUUAGCAUUUAUUUACCUGGCUGCCUUGGGUCUUGAUUACAAUACCCAGGAUGCUUGUUGGGUUAUGGGGGAUCUUUCCUUGCGGCUCACGGAUUCUCUAGUUGUGGCCUGGGGGCUCAGUAGUUGCAGCUCGCAGGCUUCGUUGCCCCUCGGGAUAUGGGAUCUUAGUUUCCUAACUAGGAUUGAACCCGUGUCCCCUGCAUUGCAAACUGAAAUCUUAACCACUGGAUCACUGGGGAAGUCCUGUGAAAUGUGAUUUUAAUGAACGAAUGAACAUCUGAGUAUCUUCAGAAAAAAACAGGCAUCUGUGCAUCCUGACUCAAGGUGUAUUUUGUUUAAAGUGACCUGGGAGAUGGGGAUAAGUACAAAUUAAAAAAAAAAAAAUCUGCCCUAGUUUUGAGGAAGCCUGGCUGGGAUUUUGCCUGCCUGUAUAAAUGUGUACAAGCUGCAUCCUUCGUUGCUGCCCUGACGCCUGCUCCGCUUACAUAGUAGCCCAGUCAGUCUGCUAGAUUCUAGUUUCACGUGUGUGCCAGAAUCUGAAAGAAGCAGCUGAUGAGAGGGGAAUUAUCUGCUUUUCCAUAAAAUUCCUUAUAUUUUGGCUUUAAUCAUAACUAUGUUACUGAAAGAUACUGAAAAGCAUUUAAAAUAGCUGAUGCUAAUGGCAUGAUCAAAUCUCAGUUUCCUUAGAUCUCAACCUUUCUUAAUCUUCAGGCAGCACUUGCUUCCGACCAGCUACACUGAGCCUCUGCCUGUGGCUUUUGGAAACUGCUUCCUUUGAAUUCUCUGGUGUUUCUUUCCUUCUUUCUCCCUUCCUUUCCUUCUUCGUUCCUCUCUUUCUUCCGUGCUGCCAGCAGUGGAAGUGCAAGUCCUAACGUUGGACCGCGGGGGAAUUCCUGCCUGACCUGUUUUCUUGUCUUCCUCUUUUUCUGUGUGUAUCCCGAGAGCCAUCUGUUUCCCCCCACCCUAAUUGUUGUUCAGUCGCUCAGUUGUGUCCGACUCUGUGGGAUCCCAUGGACUGCAGCAUACCCGGCUUCCCUGCCCUUCACCAUCUCCUCGAGGUUAAAUCUUGUCUCUAAAUGAGGGGAGGAAAGGGUAGGGGUGGGACACGGGCAUCUUGUGGAUGUAGCCUUGUUGACUGGCUGGGCUGUCGUCUCUGCUGCAAACUGAAGACGGCCUAAGCAUUUUCCGUCAGUGGAUUUGGGGACUGAUGGAGUUUUUCUCUACUGUGAAGAAUGAAAUGUACAGAGAGCCCUGUCAGGAGAGAGGUACUUGCAAUGUUUGAGUUAAGGAAGUAAGUUCCGGAAGAAGAGGCGAGAGCGACCCCUGGACCGACUUAAAGCCAGCACGCCACUGCAUCCCCGUGUCCAGCGCCUACGUCCCACCGCCGCAGCCACCAUGCCCAAGAGAAAGGCUGAAGGGGAUGCUAAAGGAGAUAAAGCCAAGGUGAAGGACGAACCACAGAGAAGAUCUGCAAGGUUAUCUGCUAAACCUGCUCCUCCAAAGCCAGAGCCCAAGCCUAAAAAGGCCCCUGCAAAGAAGGGAGAGAAGGUACCCAAAGGGAAAAAGGAGAAAGCUGAUGCUGGCAAGGAUGGGAAUAACCCUGCAGAAAAUGGAGAUGCCAAAACAGACCAGGCACAGAAAGCUGAAGGUGCUGGAGAUGCCAAGUGAAGUGUGUGCAUUUUUGAUAACUCUGUACUUCUGGUGACUGUACAGUUUGAAAUACUAUUUUUAAUCAAGUUUUAUAAAAAUGCAAAAAAAAAAAAG